Molecule: messenger RNA, 1803 nt
Organism: Xenia sp. Carnegie-2017
Lineage: Eukaryota; Metazoa; Cnidaria; Anthozoa; Malacalcyonacea; Xeniidae
Product: deoxynucleoside triphosphate triphosphohydrolase SAMHD1-like
Exons: 5
Coding region: 82-1803 (573 amino acids)
Biological process (GO): dGTP catabolic process
Cellular component (GO): nucleus
Molecular function (GO): dGTPase activity
Source: RefSeq, a predicted model, not a curated record
CAUUGAUGUUCACCAAGAAUUCGUUUCAUCAAAUUGUUGGAAAGCAGACCUUAAAGUGUUUCGCCAAAUUUUUUUAAGGAUAUGGAAAAUCGUGCAACAGCAACGAAUGAAACAAGCCAGUUGGAAACAAAAAUAUUCAACGAUCCAAUUCAUGGCUUCAUCGAGCUUCAUCCUUUGUUGGUCAAAAUUAUCAACACACCACAAUUUCAGCGUUUGAAAGAUAUCAAGCAGUUGGGAAUCUGUGACUUCGUUUACCCUGGAGCAACUCACACUAGGUUUGAACAUUCUCUUGGAACAUCUUAUUUGUGUGGGAUAUUGAUAGAUACAUUACAAGAGCUUCAUCGUGGAGAGAUUGAGAUCACAGAUGAAGAAUGCAUGUGUAUCAAAAUAGCCGGACUUUGUCAUGAUCUUGGCCAUGGACCGUUCUCUCAUUUCUUUGAAGAGUACAUCAAAAAGAAAAAACCUAAGUGGAAGCAUGAGGAUGCGUCUUGUAAACUUUUCGAUUUCAUGCUCAAGAAAAACUCAGAACUUAGGCAGAGUUUUAAAUAUUUCCGACUUGGAAAGGAAGACAAAAAAUUCAUCAAGGAACUUAUCAAAGGUAAAGACCCCAACAAAGAAGAAAAGGUAGAAAGGAUAUGUCCAUUUACAGGUCAACCAAAAUGGUUUCUUUAUGAAAUCGUGUCAAACAAACGAAAUGGUAUCGACUGUGACAAGUUUGAUUAUUUUGCCCGUGACUGCGCUAAUGUUGGAGUGAAAUGUACUUUUGACCAUCGACGCUACUUUCAAAAUGUUCGCAUCAUGUCUAACCCUAAUAACAAACAACUUCAGAUCUGUGUACGCGACAAAGAGGUGUUUAACUUGUAUGAAUUAUUCCACACCCGUUGGUCCCUCCAUCACAGAGUUUACAAGCACAAAACUCUGGCACCAAUAGAAGACCUGCUAUAUAAGGCGUUCAGGAAAGUUGACAAAGUCAUGAAAAUUUCCGAAUCAGUGGAAAAAGCCAAGAAAAAGAAAAAAAAUAUGAAGCAAUAUUCUGUUUUAACAGAUAGCAUUCUCUACGAUAUACUGCGAAACAGGGACCCUGAUUUCGCAGACGCAAAGAAGAAGAUAAGACGCAUACAAAAACGAAAGCUGUACAAAUUUUGCGGCCAAAGCUCUCUAAAAUCAAAUGACGACAAAGCAAGUGAACUACAAUCGAAGUUCAAAUCUCUCUGCGAAAUAAAAAUUGCCGAAGACUUGGUUAACUUAUCGGGAGGAAAGUUGAAAAGAGAAAAUAUAUUUGUUUCAAAAGUAACGAUCAAUUUUGGAAUGAAGCGUAAAAAUCCAGUUGAGGCUGUGAUGUUUUUCGAUAAAUCUCAACGCAAACCAUUUGAAAUAAAGAGAGAACAAGUAAGUGAAAUGUUGCCACGAAGUUUCCAGGACAGAUAUAUCAGAGUUUACGCAAAAGAAUCCGAAAGCGAAGAGGAAUCCGAAAGCGAAGAGGAAUCCGAAAGCGAAGAGGAAUCCGAAGGAGAAGAGGAAUCCGAAAGAGAAGAGGAAUCCGAAAGCGAAGAGGAAUCCGAAAGCGAAGAGGAAUACGAAAGCAAAGAGGAAUCCGAAAGAGAAGAGGAAUCCGAAGGAGAAGAGGAAUCCGAAGGAGAAGAGGAAUCUGAAGGAGAAGAGGAAUCUGAAGGAGAAGAGGAAUCCAAAAGCGCAGAAAAAAACAAAAACGCAGAACGAAUGGAAAUGCUGAUCGAACAUAUCAAAGAUUCCUUCGAGAAUUGGUGCCAAGAAAAUGGCUUUGAAAAACCUUUUGGAGGAUAA